Gambusia affinis (western mosquitofish) is the source of this 2136-nucleotide messenger RNA. RefSeq names its product tripartite motif-containing protein 16-like. The record is from RefSeq and is a predicted model, not a curated record. Bases 36 to 1457 code for a protein of 473 amino acids. NCBI's taxonomy places the organism in Eukaryota, Metazoa, Chordata, Actinopteri, Cyprinodontiformes, Poeciliidae. Gene Ontology annotation, molecular function: zinc ion binding; protein binding. The transcript is spliced from 2 exons.
UCGUUGUUCCCGCUGCUGUGGAAGUGAAACAGUCGAUGUUACUGAGAGCUGAAAUGGAGCAGAAAGGAGAUCAACUAACCCACUGCUAUGCUGGACCUGAAGAUGUGGCCUGUGAUAACUGCACUGUGAGGAAGAGGAAAGCUGCCAAGUCCUGUCUGGUCUGUUUGGUUUCUUAUUGUGAGAAGCAUCUCCAACCUCACUUUGAUUCUCUAUCAUUUAAAAAACACAAACUGGUGAAUCCUUCUAAGAGUCUCCAGGAGAACUUCUGCUCUCAUCAUGAUGAGGUAAUGAAGAUCUUCUGUCGUACUGAUCAGCAGUGUAUCUGUUAUCUCUGCACUAUGGAGGAACAUAAAGGACAUGAAACAGUCCCAGCUGCAACAGAAAGGACUGAGAAGCAGAAGGAACUCCAACAACAAAUCCAUCAGAGAAUCCAGGACCAAGAGAAAGAUGUGAAGCUGCUUCAACAGGAGGUGGAGGCCAUCAAUGUCUCUGCUGAUAAAGCAGUGGAGGACAGUGAGAAGAUCUUCACUGAGCUGAUCCGUCUCCUCCAGAAAAGAAGAUCUGAUGUGAAGCAGCAGAUCAGAUCCCAGCAGGAAACUGAAGUGAGUCGAGUCAAAGAUGUUCAGGAGAAGCUGGAGCAGGAGAUCACUGAGCUGAAGAGGAAAGACGCUGAGCUGGAGCAGCUCUCACACACAGAGGAUCACAACCAGUUUCUCCUCAACUACCCCUCACUGCCAGCACUCAGUGAGUCGACACACUCCAGACAUAAAAUUCAACCCCGGAAAAACUUCAAGGACGUGACAGCAGCUGUGUCAGAGCUCAGAGACAAACUACAGAAAAUCUUGAAAGACACGUGGCGAAAAAUUCCACUGAGAGUCACAAAGACGGAUGUUGCAUUGCCAGAACCAAAGACCAGAGCUGAAUUCUUAAGGUGUUUCCAAAAAAUCACUCUGGAUGCAAAUACAGCAAACACAUUUCUGUUGUUAUCUGAGGGGAACAGAAAAGUAAGAAUGAACCAACAAAUGUUUUAUCCUGAUCAUCCAGACAGAUUCACUGUUUGGCCUCAAAUCCUGAGCAGAGAGAGUCUGACUGGACGUUGUUACUGGGAGGUGGAGUGGGAAGGAGGACGAGUUAAUAUUGCAGUUUCAAACAAGAACAUCAGCAGAGCAGGAAGAUCAGACGCAUGUUCAUUUGGAUUCAAUGACAAAUCUUGGUCACUGCGCUGUGACGCAAUUAGUUGUACAUUUUGGCACAACAAAAGUCAAACUGCAGUACCAGGUCCAGUUUCCUCCAGAAUAGGAGUUUAUCUGGAUCACAGAGCAGGUAUUCUGUGUUUCUACAGAGUCUCUAAAACCAUGAUUCUCCUCCACAGAGUCCAGACCAGAUUCACUCAGCCUCUACAUGCUGGGAUUAGACUUUCUGAAGGAUCCUCUGCUGAGUUUGUUAAACUUCAAUAGUCAGCAGUGAUCUGAAGUCCAGUUGGUUAAAAUGUGUAUUUUAGUUUCAGUUUCCAUCAUUGUUGUCAUUUCGUCAUUUCUCAGUCGUUAUGGAGCUACGUUGCCAUGUUUGUUGACAUCCAUUCAUUUUUAGAGACUGCCCCAGGGCAAUUGUUGCUACAAUCCAGUAAUUUGACACCAUCUGUUUCUGAGAGACUGAAUGUAAUGUGAUGCUUUCCAGAUUUGAUAAAGUGGUGUGUAAGAACAGACCAUUUAACUAUUUUGUCCAGGCCUGUUUCAUUAAUUUGCUUGUUCUGAUGAUUCUGUUGGGGAUUAAAAGUUAUCAAAAGCUUGGGUUUUGUGCUUGUUAAAGGGGCGUUGCACUUACACUGAGAAGUGUAAUCUCACUCAGAGAUACUAAUGCUAGACAGUUCAUUCAAUGAUUUUUAGCUAGAUAUACCAAACACAUUUGGUAUUGUGUUUUGGGGCUGGAGACUGUUAAAGAAUUUUUGGAUGUCAAGUAAGAUUUUUGUGGAUGGAUUUUGCUUUAAAGAUUUUAACCUGUAACUGAUUUUUGAUUUUAAUAAAUAUUCUGUCAUUUUUUCUUCUGUUGCCAGAAAUCCUUGCAUCUGAGUGUUUUUGCUUGUCAAGUGUUCCUAAAUUCAAAAUACAAGUUUCAUAUUUCAGUCAGUAUUAAAGA